This is a messenger RNA of Hyphopichia burtonii NRRL Y-1933, 1905 nucleotides long. RefSeq names its product alpha-1,2-mannosyltransferase MNN2 (gene MNN21). The transcript has a single exon. Gene Ontology annotation, cellular component: Golgi apparatus. NCBI's taxonomy places the organism in Eukaryota, Fungi, Ascomycota, Pichiomycetes, Serinales, Debaryomycetaceae. Gene Ontology annotation, biological process: mannan biosynthetic process. Bases 1 to 1905 code for a protein of 634 amino acids. Gene Ontology annotation, molecular function: alpha-1,2-mannosyltransferase activity. The record is from RefSeq and is a predicted model, not a curated record.
AUGUUAACUCCUCGCCGCCGUCAUAGGUUUUCAUUCGUCUUAUCAAUCUUAAUUUUAUUGGUGAUUUUUUUGAGUUUCCAUCAUUUUAAUUCAUUCGAUUCAUAUUUAUUCGAUGAUAAUACUUCUUCUGCAUCUUCAAAUUCAAAAAUAAGUAAUCCAGAACAUACUUCUUGGGUAUGGACUUUACCCGAUUCAUUAAUUGCCUCCUUCAGAAGGAAAACCAUUUCCUAUGCCAAUUCAAAUAAUGAAAUUAUUGAUACUAAUAAUGAUUCUAAUGAUUCUAAUAACGAAAUCGAUUCAGAUGAUGAUACUUCAGAUACAAAACUUCGAUUAAUAAGUGACUCUCAGAAAAAAAUUGACCCAAAUAAUGGUAAAUUAACCAAUGGUUAUGAAUUUUUCAAUAAAGUUUUCAAAAUUUUAUAUGAAGGUAAACCAAAAAUUAAAUCUUUACAAAACUAUUUAACAAAGGAAAGAAUUUAUCAUGCUAGAUAUGAUACCAGGCCGGGAAAUAAUGAAGACCCGGUGUUCACUGAAGAAUAUCUUUCUCGUUUUCUUCAAUUAAGUGAUAGUGAACUUGAAUCAAUGGUAAAAUCUCAUAAAUAUGUAAUUGAUCAUUUACCUGAAAAUGCCCCGGAUCAAUUAUUCAAAGGAGAUGGGAUUGUCUUUGUUGGUGGUGGGAAAUUCAAUUGGCUUACUCUUCUUUCAAUUAAAUCAAUUCGUGCAAUGGGCUCGGAAUUACCUAUCGAAGUUCUUGUUCCUAAAUUAGAUGAAUAUGAACCUGAUUUAUGUGCAAGAGUUUUCCCAGCUUUAAAUGCUCGUUGUAUUUACUUACCUCAUGUUCUUUCUGGUUUAGAACCUCAUCGUCAAUCUUCUUAUGUUGAUAAAUUUGAAUUUAAAGGUUUCCAAUAUAAAGCUUUAGCUAUUUUAGUUCUGAGUUUUGAAAAUGUCUUAUUAUUGGACAGUGAUAACAUUCCGGUUCAUUUGCCCGAUUCUUUGUUUAAAAAGGAACCUUUUUUAUCAAAUGGUCUCAUUGUGUGGCCGGAUUUUUGGAAAAGAGCUACUUCUCCUGAUUAUUAUCAAAUUGCUGGUCGAAAAAUUAGUAAUUCUGAAUUACUACCAAUCUAUAAUGAAUACGAGGGUCUUUAUAAAGAUAUCCCACAAAAUUCUGAAUAUUUUAAUAAUAAUGAGAAAAUCGAUUUAUCUAAAACUCCUUUGCAUCAACGUCAAGGUGCAAUUCCUGAUCCAACUUCGGAAUCGGGCCAAUUAAUGAUUUCUAAGAAAACUCAUACAAAAGCAUUAAUCCUUGCAUUAUACUAUAAUUUAUAUGGUCCAACUCAUUUCUAUCCUCUUUUCUCUCAAGGCUCGGAUGGUGAAGGCGAUAAAGAAACCUUCCUUGCCGCUACCGUUGCCCUUGGUAAACCUUUUUAUCAAGUGGCAAAAUUCUUAAAUGCUUUUGGUUAUUUCGAUUCUGAUCAUAAUUUCCAAGGCACUGGUAUGGGUCAGUAUGAUCCUGUUGAGGAUUUCGAAAUUAAUGAAAAAAAUAAAAUCUUAGCAACAAAAUCUCCAGAAGAAAGAGAUAAAAUGAUAUCAAAAGAUUUAUUGUUACAAAAGGGUCCUAGGAUUUUGUUUGUACAUGCAAACUAUCCUAAAUUAGAUCCUUGGGAAUUGAAAAAAUCUAAAAAAAUUUUUAAUAAAAAGGGUGGAAGAAUUAGAUUAUAUGGUACUGGUAUGAAGCUUCGUACUGGUAUUGAUUUUGAAACAACUCAAUGGACUAAUAUGAAAUUCUUACUUUGUGAAUUGAAAAUUGAUGUCAAACUUUAUCAAAAUGUCGACAGAACAGAAUUGUGUGAAGAAAUUAAUGAACAUUUAGACUUUUUAAGAUCGACCAUUAGUACUUUGGAAUGA